Messenger RNA from Anopheles marshallii, 1110 nucleotides. Its product is annotated as acyl-CoA-binding domain-containing protein 5. Gene Ontology annotation, biological process: fatty acid metabolic process. The transcript has 4 exons. Lineage: Eukaryota; Metazoa; Arthropoda; Insecta; Diptera; Culicidae. The coding region runs from base 1 to 1110 and encodes 369 amino acids. Gene Ontology annotation, molecular function: fatty-acyl-CoA binding. The record is from RefSeq and is a predicted model, not a curated record.
AUGUCGAUUGAGCAACGAUUUAAUGCGGCUGUUAAUGUGAUCAGGGGACUGCCAAAGAAUGGACCAUAUCAACCGAGCAAUGAUAUGUUACUACGAUUUUAUUCAUACUUCAAGCAGGCCACAAAAGGAAAAUGUUGCGAACGUAAACCAGCUUUCUGGGAUGUUAUUAAUCGUGCCAAAUGGGACGCUUGGAAUCGGUUAGGUGACAUGGAGAAGGAAGUGGCUAUGCAGAAAUAUGUUGACGAAUUGAAAAAGAUUGUUGAAACAAUGUCCUAUACUGACAAUGUGGCCAACUUUAUGGAGUACAGCAUGAGCGAUUUGGACAACGUGAGUAUUCAGGAUUUAGAAAUGGUUGCUCCGGAAGCAAUUAAAAAGGUUCGCUCGCGCCCCAACUCACCAUUUGCAUCGCGAGAAGCCAGUCCGAAUCGACUGUCGCCAGUCACACCUUCGCCUCCACCAAUGAUGUCCUCGCAAACUGUACCGAUGGUAAAUGGACAUGUGCAUAAGCCAAUGGCGAUCAAUGGGUACACCCAUAACAGUAACGGUUAUCACACUGGUCAGAAUCAAUAUCAUCAGACGAAUGGUGUUGUUUCGUCGACGCUCAGUAACGGUGCUAGCUCUGGGCCGUCGGAGUUAAGCGACGACGAGUACAUCGACACGUACGAUGAUGACUUCGAAAGCGAAACAACUACCGUGUUCCGUCCAAUUGAGGCCGUAAACCACGUCCAUUACUAUCAGAAUGGCGUGUCCAAUACGGCGGGCAACGGACUGCCCUUGGUUAACGGUGGAGGACCGUACCUCCACGGCUCGGAAGGAGCUGGAUUUAUGCGAAAUGAUGUGGCGGCUCAGAUUACACGAACGAUCGAACGGCUAAAUAUCAGCGUACAGCAAGUUAAUAACCGUGUGAGCGUAAUCGAACAAUCCGUGGCUGAACUGCGAAAACAGCAACAGCAACAAGUCGCAAAAAUGCGUGCUUCCUCCGUGCGGUCGUCACGACCCACCUGGUGGCCCUUUGCAGAAAUUUCGCCCGGACUGUUGGCAUUCGUGAUCCUUUGGCCGCUGGUGAUUAAUCGAAUAACUGGCAGCUGGGUACAGCGGAAGAAUCACUGA